ACACUACAACUCCCGUCAUGCAACGCAGCUAUCGCGGGGGAAGUGUCGGCAACAGAGUGUGCGGCUCUGCUGGGCGGGUUCCCCUCUCCGACUUGUCAUUCCUUCUCCUCCGUUUCUCAGACUACAACUCCCGAUUUCAAAGGACUAACGCGCUUUACCGGAUAUCCGGUGGGAAGGAAGAGGAAGGGGGGUUUCAAGCCUCUGCCUUGAGCUCUGCUUGGAAAGAGGAUUUAGGGGAGGGGUCGCCAUGAUUCGCUUUAUUCUGAUCCAGAACCGAGCCGGUAAAACGCGCCUGGCCAAGUGGUACAUGCAGUUUGAUGAUGACGAGAAGCAGAAACUCAUUGAAGAGGUUCAUGCCGUUGUCACUGUGCGGGAUGCAAAGCACACCAACUUUGUCGAGUUCCGCAACUUCAAAAUUAUCUACAGGCGCUAUGCGGGCCUUUAUUUCUGCAUCUGCGUGGAUGUGAAUGACAACAACCUGGCCUACCUAGAAGCCAUUCACAACUUUGUGGAGGUAUUAAAUGAAUAUUUCCACAACGUCUGUGAGCUUGACCUCGUGUUCAACUUCUACAAGGUUUACACCGUGGUGGACGAGAUGUUCCUUGCUGGUGAGAUCCGAGAGACCAGCCAGACGAAGGUCUUGAAGCAGCUCCUCAUGUUGCAGUCCUUGGAAUGAGGCAUGGAGAGAGAAAGAAGCAGAUUGCAUCGGAUCUCUUCUUGCAAGAUCCUGAUGCCACCCCUCAAAGGCUCAUCUCUCUUCACCCAGUCCCCUGAAUCAGUGACUUGCUCAGAGCAAAUUUUUGCCACUUAACCCUUAGCUGGAGGCUGGCAGAUGGAAGCAUUUUGAGUUAGCACCAGUUUGGAUUUCUAGUGGUGCUUCUUCCUGCACAGAACAAAGGCAAAGGGGUGGAGAGUUCCCAAGUUGUUGCUGGAUUGCUUUUCUGAAAAAGAGUGGGAGGGGGGAAUUGGAAAUGGAGAGAGUUCCCAUCAUCCCCUGCCUUUCUGCUGCCAUCCCAACACACCCGUGUCACCGGCCUGCUGUCCCCUCCCCAUCUAUUCACUUAAAAAUGUGUUGUGCUGCAGUAGAAGAGGGACCAUAACUGUGCGUGUGUGUGUGAGAUGAGUGUUAGUACUGCCAGUAAAGUGAUGUACUGAUUAAAUAAAUCAUCCAUGGAAUACCUAAAACAAAAAA
Molecule: messenger RNA, 1192 nt
Organism: Rhineura floridana
Lineage: Eukaryota; Metazoa; Chordata; Lepidosauria; Squamata; Rhineuridae
Gene: AP2S1
Product: adaptor related protein complex 2 subunit sigma 1
Exons: 5
Coding region: 248-676 (142 amino acids)
Biological process (GO): clathrin-dependent endocytosis; intracellular protein transport
Cellular component (GO): membrane coat; AP-2 adaptor complex; intracellular membrane-bounded organelle
Molecular function (GO): clathrin-cargo adaptor activity
Source: RefSeq, a predicted model, not a curated record